AUGUCCCAAUUAAAGGUUGAUAAUGGGCCGUUGUCUCAUAUUGCGAACAGUGGGCCAGUCUCUAUUAUCGCAUACUGUUUGUCGUCUAUUACCAUGACUGUUACAAACAAAUUUGUUGUGAACUUGGACGAUUUCAACAUGAAUUUUGUCAUGUUGUUUGUGCAAUCUUUGGUCUGUGUGCUCAUGUUGCUUGUGUUGAAGGUUUUGGGGUACGCCAAAUUCAGACCGUUGAACAAAACAGACGCCAAAAACUGGUUUCCUAUCACUCUCUUUUUAGUGUUAAUGAUUUACACCGGCUCCAAAUCGUUGAAAUACUUGGCUGUGCCAAUUUACACUAUCUUCAAGAACUUGACUAUUAUCUUGAUCGCGUACGGAGAAGUUCUCUUUUUCGGUGGUAGAGUCACUGGAAUGGAAUUGUCCUCCUUCUUAUUGAUGGUCCUUUCCUCUGUAGUAGCUACUCUAGGUGACCAACAGGCUGCUGCUUCAAAGGCUGCCGUAACUUCUUUGGAUGAUGUUGCAGGUGCUGCUUCAACUUCAAUUUUCAACAUUGGUUACGUUUGGAUGUUAAUCAACUGUUUCUCUUCUGCUUCAUUCGUGUUGGUCAUGAGAAAGAGAAUCAAGUUAACUAACUUUAAAGACUUUGACACUAUGUUCUACAAUAACGUUUUAUCAUUGCCUGUUUUGAUGAUCUCCUCUUUCCUCGUUGAAGACUGGUCCGCCGCAAAUUUGGCCAAAAACUUAUCAGCAGACUCUGUCACUGCUAUGAUCAUUUCUGGUAUGACCGCUGUUGGUAUCUCCUACUGUUCUGGUUGGUGUGUCAGAGUUACUUCUUCAACUACAUACUCAAUGGUUGGUGCGUUGAACAAGUUGCCUAUCGCCCUAGCUGGUUUAGUCUUUUUUGAUGCACCAAAGAACUUCCUAUCCAUUUUCUCUAUUUUCUUAGGUUUCAUGUCUGGUAUUGUUUACGCAGUUGCUAAACAAAAAAAGAUCCAACAAGCAACACCUGCUAAAUGA
This is a messenger RNA of Kluyveromyces marxianus DMKU3-1042, 1014 nucleotides long. It is a transcript of the gene VRG4, whose product is annotated as GDP-mannose transporter. Gene Ontology annotation, biological process: transmembrane transport. The transcript has a single exon. The coding region runs from base 1 to 1014 and encodes 337 amino acids. Gene Ontology annotation, molecular function: antiporter activity; GDP-mannose transmembrane transporter activity. Lineage: Eukaryota; Fungi; Ascomycota; Saccharomycetes; Saccharomycetales; Saccharomycetaceae. The record is from RefSeq and is a predicted model, not a curated record. Gene Ontology annotation, cellular component: Golgi apparatus.